Messenger RNA from Bactrocera tryoni, 1015 nucleotides. RefSeq names its product exonuclease 3'-5' domain-containing protein 2-like. Gene Ontology annotation, molecular function: 3'-5' exonuclease activity; nucleic acid binding. Lineage: Eukaryota; Metazoa; Arthropoda; Insecta; Diptera; Tephritidae. The record is from RefSeq and is a predicted model, not a curated record. The coding region runs from base 129 to 830 and encodes 233 amino acids. The transcript is spliced from 2 exons. Gene Ontology annotation, cellular component: nucleus; cytoplasm. Gene Ontology annotation, biological process: nucleobase-containing compound metabolic process.
GCUACUUUCAUUGAAUCAGUGCUAUUGCAACGCGCAAGGUUGUGAAAUAAAGUGUAGCAAAAAUUUAAUUUUCUUGUGAAGUAAAAAGUAUUUUCAAACGGAAUAAACAAAGUCGUUAGUUAAUAACUAUGUCUGGACCAAAUAUAUUGCAAUCCGUUGCUAUAGGUGUAGGUGCUGGCCUACUAUAUCACUUGCUGAACACGUCUUCCGAGAAAAAAGUCGAAUUGAUUGAGAACUUCCAACAAUGUGUUGAAGCCGUUAAGAUUUUACGGAAGCAUUGUAAUGAAGUUCCAGCACUCGGCUUGGACUGUGAAUGGGUGGACGCUCCGUAUGUGUCCGUAUUGCAGUUAUGCAGUCACAAGGGAUAUUGUGCUGUUAUAAGAUUAUGUAAAAUGGAAAGCAUACCCAUGUCCCUGUGCAAUCUACUAAGUGAUCGCAAGGUGGUUAAAGUUGGUGUUGGCACCGCAAAAGAUUGCGAACAUUUGGAAGAAUGUGACCUACCGACAAAAUCCGCAUUGGAUUUGCGUUUUGUGGCCAAACUGACCGGUGCAAAAGCGCAAAACUUGGCUGAAAUGUAUAAGGCUGUUGUGGGUGGUACCUUGAAAAAAGAUUUAGAGCUAAUUCGAUCCGAUUGGGAGGCGGACACAUUGACUCCUCAACAAAUUCAAUAUGCUGCUGAUGAUGCUAUAGCUGGCAUAGAGAUCUAUAAGGCGUUAGCCAAUAAAGUGUCAGAUGUAAAAGUUUUCGAGAAAUUUUAUGAUAUGGACUACGUACCUCAUUGGCACAAUGGUUUGGAAAGUGUGGCGUCAGAUGAAUGUUGCCUUCAGUAAAUACUUAUAUUGAGCCCUUUUCGUGAAUAUAAUCUAAUCGCCAAAAAUCACAUUUUACAGAAGAAGAUUUUUUAUGCUUAAUGAUGUGUUAAGGAUUUAUUUGAGCAAGAUUAUUAUUAUUAUGUACAAAAAAUUGUCUGAUUUAAUAAAGUGUCUUCCAGCGCUUUUUUAAAAUGUAUGUAAAA